AUGGCCAAACAACCAAUACGUCGAACCCUCCUUUUUCCUAUGGAUCUUGGGUCACUCGUCCAAUAUCAACGAUCUGUGUUCCCUAUAAGUCGAGUGCAGAGGAAAGGCCUCAUCGGUGAGGUGGACUUCUUCCUCGAAUCCACACUAGAUGAGAUUUUCAGGAUGCGCAACUUCGUAGGGAACACAAAGAACUUUCAACUUCUCAUCAAGAACGCGACGACACGAUACGAUGAUCUUAUGAUAGAUAAACAGGAAAUAGAACAACAGCGAAAAUCUUUGAACCCCGUCAAAAAAUUCUCCGCAUAUCGUUCAGUUCGAUUACUUUUGAGCGCAGGGGAAGUUUUAUACGAAGACACAAAGACUAUAUCCGAGAAGAUGAGGAGAGGAUUGCUCUCCAUUGAAGUCGACAGAGAGGACGUACAGUCAGUAAUGCUAGACGACGAUCUGCCAUCUAACGCUCGCAUUAGCGGGAUCGCCAUUCCACUGGACUCGGAAUCUCAACCGGCCGAAAUCACAGCUUCAUAUUAUGAUGCUGCGAUCAAAUUCGCGGCUUCCCAAAAAAACACAUAUGGCAAGGACCCGUUCGCAGAUGAAUAUGCAGUGGAAAAUUCUCAAGCUAAUGCAGAACACAGACACAGUUCAACUACCGGCUCGGCCAUGGCGACGAGCGAUGGGGGAGCUGCAUCAUCAAGUUCUCGUCUUUCUGGAGCAUCUGGCAACGACUUUUCCUUCCAAAAUAGCGAUGUUGCUCCGAUAUCUACAAUAUGA
Suillus fuscotomentosus is the source of this 768-nucleotide messenger RNA. RefSeq lists its product as uncharacterized. NCBI's taxonomy places the organism in Eukaryota, Fungi, Basidiomycota, Agaricomycetes, Boletales, Suillaceae. Bases 1 to 768 code for a protein of 255 amino acids. The record is from RefSeq and is a predicted model, not a curated record. The transcript has 5 exons.